This is a messenger RNA of Rana temporaria (common frog), 1580 nucleotides long. RefSeq names its product complement C1q binding protein (gene C1QBP). Lineage: Eukaryota; Metazoa; Chordata; Amphibia; Anura; Ranidae. The record is from RefSeq and is a predicted model, not a curated record. The transcript has 6 exons. The coding region runs from base 69 to 887 and encodes 272 amino acids. Gene Ontology annotation, biological process: cytosolic ribosome assembly. Gene Ontology annotation, cellular component: mitochondrial matrix.
UUAUCCACUUCCGGGGUGAGAGGUGUCAAGGUGUCCUCUCGUCACACACGUGGGUCACGGCUGUAAGCAUGCUGUCCUCCUUGUCUCGCUCCGUGUUCUCUGCCGCCGCCAGGGUGCUGGUCGCUCGGCCGCUGCCACUGCUGAGUAGUCGGGGCCCGGCUGUGUCCGUGUGCCGCUCUCUAUGGUUACAUGGCGGAGCAGGCAGUGUGCUCAGGCCGACCUUCCUGUACCCACAUAGAGGUUUCCCGGCUGUAUCGUGUGGAUGUGGGGGAUUACAUACUGAGGGAGACAAAGCCUUUGCAGAAUUUUUGAACGAUGAACUCAAAGAAGAGAGAAAAAUCCAGAAACACAAGAGCCUCCCCAAAAUGUCUGGUGGGUGGGAAAUUGAAGUCAAUGGAACAGAAGCCAAGUUGACCCGCAAAGUUUCUGGAGAGAAGAUUACUGUGACAUUUAAUACAAACAACAGCAUUCCACCAUCCUUCGAGGAGGAGUCUCAAGAAGGUCAAAAGGUUGAAGAGGAACCUGAACUAGUUUCCACACCUAACUUUGUUGUAGAAGUUACAAAACUUGAUAGCAGCCAGACAUUGGUUCUUGACUGCCAUUAUCCUGAAGAUGAGGUUGGACAUGGUGAAGAGGAAGAGAGUGACAUUUUCACUAUCCGAGAGGUUAGCUUCCAGCCCACCGAAGAGACAGACUGGAAAGAGAACAGCUAUACUCUCGGCACAGAUUCCCUUGAUUGGGCCCUUUAUGACCAUUUGAUGGAUUUUCUGGCAGACCGUGGCAUUGAUAACACCUUUGCUGAUGAACUUGUGGAACUCAGCACUGCUUUAGAACAUCAAGAAUAUAUCCAUUUCCUUGAGAAUCUGAAAAAGUUUGUUAAAUGCUAAAGAUGUUAGGAUUUGUUUUCUUAUGGUGUUACAUGUAUGCCAUUUUCACAGCGAAAGCGUAUACGUUCGAGGACUAGGAGAAAUUCACUUAUGUGAAGAUAGCGGUGCAGGGGUUGCCAUGGCGACUUUAUUUUUAAAGGCGCAAGCACUGUAUCCUGAUCUUGGUUUAUCCUCCUAGUGCAUUACUGAUCUGAUACAACCAUGCAUGCAGUGAAGUCUGAAAUGUGUUAAAAUCCUGCCAUUUGCGAUUGUUUCAGGUCAGUGACUGACUAGUUGGUAAAGCCUAUUUCUAGUCCCACAGGUUUCCUAUAAAAUUGUCCACCCAGCUAAAAUGUCAUGUCUAAUUAGUGUUUACCAUUUCAUUGGAUUACUUGGCAGGACAUUUCUUCUUCUGAAUGUCAUAUUAGCUGUGGAAAUUUUUUCUGUGGGUUUAUGCCUUUUUGAAAAGAUAAUUAAGUAGUCUGUAGGGAAGUGGAAAACCAUUUCACAAGUUUCAUUUAACAGCUAAAAAAAUGGUUAAGAUUACUGAUCAUGCUGAAGAAGUGUCCUGUAGAAAAUCCUACUAGUUUUUUUUUUUUUUUUUGUUUUUUUUUAAUUUAACAGUAUGUUCUGUGCACGUUUUUGAAGAGGAGUUUUCUUUAUGCCGUUUUUUUUUUCCUUUUUGUACAAGUCCCAUUAAAAUGUAACAUUCUA